This is a messenger RNA of Achroia grisella, 4499 nucleotides long. RefSeq names its product ras-related protein Rab-27A (gene Rab27). The record is from RefSeq and is a predicted model, not a curated record. NCBI's taxonomy places the organism in Eukaryota, Metazoa, Arthropoda, Insecta, Lepidoptera, Pyralidae. The transcript has 5 exons. Gene Ontology annotation, cellular component: secretory granule; melanosome. Gene Ontology annotation, biological process: melanosome transport; positive regulation of exocytosis. Bases 167 to 796 code for a protein of 209 amino acids. Gene Ontology annotation, molecular function: GTPase activity; GTP binding.
UUAUUAGUAUUGAUUUUCAAAUUGCUAAAGGUUAUUUGUUUUAGUAGGUAGUAGAGUGUUACUGUGUUAGUUAUAAAUAGAGACCAUACCUAUAAACUCUUUAUACUUUAAGUAAAUAAUUUUACAAAUGUAUUAAAAAGCAUUCUGUGUAAUAUCCCUUUUUACAAUGGAUUACGAUUAUCUCAUAAAACUUUUAUGCGUUGGUGAUUCCGGAGUAGGAAAAACUAGUUUUCUCUAUAAGUACACGGAUGGCGUUUUCCAUACACAGUUUAUUUCUACUGUGGGAAUCGAUUUUCGAGAAAAAACCGUGAUCUAUCAACAAAACGGACGACAACAUCGAAUACAUUUGCAAUUGUGGGAUACAGCAGGACAAGAACGAUUCCGAAGUUUAACAACAGCAUUUUAUAGAGAUGCAAUGGGGUUCCUUUUACUUUUUGAUCUCACUAAUGAAGCAUCAUUUCUUGAAGUUAGAAAUUGGAUUGAACAGCUUAAGACUCACAGUUUAAGUGAUGAUCCUGAUAUAGUUCUGUGUGGCCAUAAAUGCGAUCUGCAGGAAAAGCGACUUGUAAAUCAGAAUAGAGCAAGGGAGUUCGCCAAGAAUUACAAUUUGCCUUACUUGGAGACAAGUGCCAAAAGUGGACAAAACAUAGACCGUGCUAUAGAAAUACUGCUUGACAAAGUUAUGUACAGAAUGGAGACCUCGGUGGAGUAUGCAAUGCUUUGUGCGUCAGGACGUCGCAGGCAAUCAUUACAAAAACUGCAGGCGAAACAAGAUAGAAAAAUUUGCACUUGCUAGUAUUUCGAUAUAUCUGUGAUUUUAUAUUUCCUAAUAUUCUAUUGUUUGUGUAUCUGAUCUCAGCAUAGAUUUUCUAUAAUUAUAAAUUAAGAGAAAAGUCUAUUUCACAGUUUCUUGAUAAACACUUACAUUUUAUCUAUUAAUGUGUGUGUUCUAGUUUUUUAGCAUUAGAAGUUAUACUUGAACAUAUUGUAUUUUCUUUCUAUUCAUACAGGCGAAAAUAUUACUGAGCAGCUAAUGUAUGAAUAAUGUGCAUUUAAAAAUUCCUAUAUUAUUCCUACUAAUUUUAUUUAAAAUAAAUUAUUUAUAUAUAACGGUAAUAGACAAAUUGGUCACUCGAGUAGCUGUCAAGAAAUAUCAACCUUCAUGAUCUGUUCUACUAAUUGACUUUUUGUUGAAAUCUAUCAUAUCAUGGUAGUUUUCACACAAUUAUAAUUUUUAAUAUAUGUGUACGUAAAUAUACUUAUGUAUCCCUAUAGUAAACGUAAUUAAUGUUAAUGAAUAUCUCUACACUAUUUAUUCGUUUUAUGCACCAUGAAAACAUGCCUGAUUGGUUUAUACUCAUCAUGACAUUAGAGGAAUAGUAAAAGGAGGUACAAAUGAUUUGAUCAGAAAGCUGUGAAGCAGGCUCUAGCAUAUAAUUUUAAUGUAUAUGAAAUUUGGAACCAAAUUUACCCAUGCAGGGGGAUACAUUAAGAGACUGAUUUAUAUUUUCAUUGUAAAUUGAGGCUUUUAUUUUUCCAUUACUUGUAUUUAAUUGUUGAAAAUUUUUAAUACCUAGGUGUUUUGACUAAAGAUACUUAAAGUAUAACAAUACUUUACUAUGAUACUGAUACAAAUAGGUAUCUCAGACAUGAUACUAAUGCUAGUAGUUUAUUUUUUGUGAAAUGGAAAAAGGUAAAGUAAUUAUACUGUAGUAGAUGUCGACUAGAUUGUUGGGUCAUGCAGUAACAAACAGAAGGCGCACUAGCGUUUGAUUGUUUCGUAUGAUUUCAAAACAGGACAACCUUGUAAAAUACCUUCCAUUGUAGCAUUAAUUCGAAUAUUUGAAAGUGUAUUUUAAUUUUUGUCAAUGCCGUAAUGAUUCUAAAUUUAAAUUUAAACAAUGCAAUAAUAUUGCAAAAUAAAAUUUCUAGUCACAUUUGCGAUGAUUCGUUCAUAAUUAAUUUAAUUCGCUACUUUUUAAAAAUUUUAUGAUAUUACAGUUUAGUCUGAUUGUUGUAUUUAACAAAACCGUUGCAUUUUAAAAUGAUCUAGUCAAUUGAAUAUUCAUUCAUUCAUUAUUGAAUCGACAAUUCAAUAAUAGUCAUACGAUAGAACGAAAAAAAUACUCUAAGGUUAGUUAAAUUAUAUUGUUUUAUGAGGAAAAUAAAACAAUAUAAUUUAUCUGACCUUAGAGUAUUUUAAUUGUUUUAUUUUACUGUCACUUGUAGUAUACAAGUAAGUAAAAUAAUACUUUAACAUACAAUUGUACUUCCAUGUACAAAUGAAUCAUAGAUAUGUAACGAGUGCGGAGUAUUUUUCCUCUUCUGUUGUUUUUCUGAUAAAAUAUCUAUUAUGAUAAAAAAUAGCUGUUUCUUACGUAAAGUACAGGGUUCUAAUUGUAGUCAAGUUCUAGUUAUGUGAUGUAGAGUAGUUUAUUUUGGAAUUUUGCUAGUUAUUUUAUAUUAUGUACUGAAAACUAAUUUAUUAUUACCCCAAUAGUUAUACGUAAAUUGUAAACCAUUCUAUUUUUAUGUAAGUUUACAAAUUAGCAUCGGAGAAGUAAAGUAAAGUUUGACUGUUCGCUACCUUUUGGCGCAUUACUGGUUAAAACUAUUCAUACAAUUGACAUUAAAUUUGUCAUUCAAGUAGUAUAUGGGAUAGAAACGCAUAUGAGUUACUUUUUAUUUCGGUUUAUCAUGUUAUCUUCUUAACAAGUGCGAUUGCACAGAUGAAAAGAUAUUUAUAAAGAAGUUUAAAUGCUUCAAUAAUAUUAAAACUUUGCUUUUUAUAUAUUGUAAUUUAAUUAAUGUAAAAUAAAAUAAUUGUCAAAAAUAUUAAUUUAAAAAAAAUAAGUACUGUACUAUAUUGUAAAGUGUGGAUAAUUGCAUAUUAAACUUAAAUCUUACUUCUUGAGAGUGAAAAAGCAAAGGUGUAAUAUGGGCUACAAAUGUGUUAUGAAUCACCACAUAUAUUUUAUAUGUUAGGAAAUUUACAAACGAACAAAAAAAGAAAAACGGUUUCUACCACAUAUUUUGUUACAUACGGUGACAAAACAUGUGUAAAUAACCUUUUUUUAAAUUCUAGAUUAUAUUUUAUAAAACCAGCUGAAACAAGUUGUUUAUAAAAUUAAUUAUCGCGAGCUAUAUUUUAUUUGCACGUGUGUGUUUUGCUAAGCACAAAGAUUUCUAAUUAUUGUUACAUUACAUUAAGUGUGUAGUAUUGUUUGGAAUAGGUAAACAUGAAUAUUUAAUAUGUUACAAAUUAUUUACCUGCUAUUCUGGAUAUAAAUUGCUUAAUACAUUAAGUGAUUUAUAUUAAUAAUAUGUUGAUUGUUAAGCAAAAUGAGCAAGUUGGUCUAAGGAGUACAUGAAAAGUUAAGCUGCUACCUAUAGUAUCAAUAAAACCCUAUGUACUUUAUUUACUACAUGUAUUUAUAUACAGUCUUUAAAAAUGUUUAAACGUUUUCUUUAAUUGGAUAACAUAAAAUAAGUAUAUCAAUUUAUAUGGUAGUUAGAAAUAUACUCUUAUUUUCUACCUAGCCAUCAACCUAAAACAACAAUAUGCAUAUUAGCUUAUUUAAAUUAUGUCUACUUAUUCAAUGUGUUUAUAAAUAUUAUAAAUUUCGUAAAAUAAAAUUGAAGUUCUAGUCAAAUAUACUAAAAUUUAUAACUGAUUUAUCUGCGUAUUGUAUUAUUAAUAUACUAAAUAUUUUAUAUAGUUAUUACAGAAAACUGUUGAAAUUAAAUAUAUGAUCACAUAACGUUAAGUCAACUCUAAGGAUACAAAUAAUUUCCAUUUAUUAUCAAAUAAAAAGAAACCCUAAUAGUAAAGUAAGAACGCAGGCACAAUUUAAUAUUAAAAUCUAACAUUGUUUUUAACAUUACAAAUUAUUAAUAGUACAAAAUAACUUUUUUUACUUAUAUUUAAAUUACUUUUACUCUUUCUUUUAAUUGUCAUGGUUGUUAGUAUGUUCUACAUAUAUAUGUUUCAUAUAAAUUACACUUCGUACAUAUUUAAAUUUCUUUUGAUAGUAUUAAAAAUAUCUUUCUAAGAAUAAAUAUACAAUCCGUGUACAUUGCUCAAUUUUGGUAUUAGAGUACUUGUUAAGUACCUAACUACAUGGUCAGUAUGUACUACUAAGUGUCCUUUUUUUAAACAUAAAUAAGAAUUUUAAACAUGCGAACUUACUAUUAUCUCAGACGGACAGAAUUUUUACAUAUUUUUGUUAUAAUUUUAAAGAAUAUAAUGAAACCAUUUCAUAUCAUUAAGUGCCCUUUGAUUUACCGUAUACCUGUUUAUAUAGUUUGAAAGAAAUAUAGCCAGAUUUUAUACAUAAGACUUAUUGCUUAGAUCAAUUGUUGUAAAAUAAUUUGUACUCAAAUUAUGUAUUGCUAUUUUAUACAUAUACCCUGUUUUUGGGGAACUAUGCUCAAAACUGUCACUUCGGACUGGUGUGCCCUUUUAGUUCUAAAUACUUUUAAAUAUUUGAAAUUCUUAA